UGAUGCCUUAUUUGGUUCUUCCCCAUGGUAAUUGAGACCUACUGCUUUCCAUUCCACCAUGCUUUUGGUACCAGCAUCAUCACUUCAAGAUGCGUUGUGUAACGCCAGCGACCUCCAGUAACCUUGUUGUGCUAUUUCUCCGGAAGGAAACGUUGCAGGCUGCUACCCAGUUGGAAGCCACUGAUAAAUAGCUUGGAUUUAUUCUAGGUCAGAAGUCAUAGCAGUCAGGAGAGGCACGCAGAGCUUAGCCGAUUAUCCUGAGGCUACUGAGCAAUAAAAAGGCAUUGCUACGCAGCCUUCACUCCAUCUCUGCAAGCAGCUUAAGGAGAAGGAAACAUCGGGGCUGGUUUCUUAGUGGUCUCUCUGCCAAGAUUGCUGCUGGAAGGGUUAGCUGUUACUACCGACGGUAACCAAGCAGCAGUGAGACAACAGUGUGAGUGAGGAGAGCUGCGCAGAGCUGUGCAUUGCAGGGUAUUCCCACGCGUGUGUGCGCGCUACAGCGGGACGUGGAAUUACCGCACAUCCAGCACUGAGUUUCAAGUGCAAGGCUUCUGCGGCAGAGUGUGAUACGGAGGGACUGGUUUCUCUGAAGAAAAAUGGCUCCCUUGAGUGCUUUGCUUGUUAUUCUCUCCAUGCCGAUGAUACUAGCCACUGAUGUUAGUCCUGGCUGCAAGAUACGUGUUACCUCCAAAGGCCUUGACUUGGUCCAUGAAGAAGCCUUGAAGUUUGUGGAGCAACAAUUGGAGAAUAUCUCAAUCCCAGACCUGACAGGGAAUGAAGGCCAAUUUCUCUACAACAUCAGCCAGGUGAAGAUCACACAACUGCAGAUAAUGUCGUCUGACCUUGAUUUUGAGCCCAGUGAUAUUCUGGCCUUCCAAGUCGCAAAUGCCUCUAUCAGCCUGAAUUUCCAGAGGAAGCUGUAUUAUUGGUUCUUCUAUGAUGUUGGUUCCAUCAAUGCCUCAGCAGAAGGUGUCGACAUAGACACUAAACUGAAGCUCAUCAGAGAUGCUGGAGGACGACUGAAGAUAUCCAAUAUCACAUGCACUACAGCCAUCAAGAAAAUGAAGGCAUACUUCUCUGGCACUCUGGGAACUGUUUAUGACUUUUUGGCUUCCUUUAUCACAACUGGGAUGCAGUAUUUGGUCAAUCAACAGAUUUGUCCAGCCUUAAAGCAUGCAGGCUUGGUUCUUCUUAACACUUUACUGGACACAGUGCCAGUCAGAACACCAGUAGAUGAUUAUGUUGGAAUUGAUUACUCCCUUCUGAAGGACCCUGCUGUCACCUCCGAACAUCUGGACAUGAACUUUAAGGGAAUGUUUUAUGAUCGUGCAAAUGAAAACGAUACUCUCCCAAACUCUGCAGUACCCCCAAUCAUCAAAGAUUCUGAGCGUAUGGUGUAUGUGGCGCUCUCGGAAUACUUCUUUGAUUCAGCAAUGGAUGCUUACUACAAAGCUGGAGUGUUCGCCAUGGACAUCUCUGGAGAAAAGAUGCCAAAGGACCUGGAAAUGUUGCUCCGAACAACAUACUUUGGAUCAAUUGUUUUGCUGAAUCCAGCUGCAAUUGAUGCACCAAUAAAGCUAGAGCUCCAAGUUUCUUCUACACCUCAUUGUGUCAUCAAGCCAUCUGGAAACACUGUGUCUGUAACUGCAACCGUAAAGGUCAUCCUGAUGCCUCCAGAUGCCAUUCCCAUCCAGCUAUCCAGUAUGACCAUGGAGUCAAAGUUUAGUGCCAUAGUAUCCCUAAAGGGGAAGCGCAUUUCUGUCCACCUGACUCUCAAACGAUUUAAAAUAUUCUCCAAUCAGUCUACUCUGGAAUCGCUAGCAUUAAUUCCACUGCAGACUCCAUUGAAAACAUUACUUCAGAUCAGCAUUGUGCCACUUCUGAAUGAGAGAACUCAGCAAGGUGUGCAGAUACCUCUUCCUGAAGGGAUGGAUGUUAUUAACGAAGUUGUAACUAAUCACUCGGGUUUUAUCACUAUAGGAGCAGACCUCCAUUUCUACAAAGGGCUGAGAGAAGUAAUUGAAAAAUACAGACCAGUUCCAAGUCUGAACAUUAAUGAAACUGCUCAGCAGUGAAACAGAAGUGAAGAAACAUCACAUCGUCCAGUCUAUCUUCUUACUUGCUCUUUGUUAUUGUCUAGACCAUGUCUAAAUUCUAGUUUAAAAUUUCCAUCAUAAUUCAUUCAUAUAUUAUAUUAGUAUUAACAAUUUUGAUAUGAAUCUGCAUUUUCUUUUUAGUUAACAAAUUUAAGACUUCGUGUUUUAUGUUUAUUUGUGUCUACAUGUACAGCUGAUACUAAUAUGAACCACUCUGUAUCAGCAUUUUCAAAUUUCAGAAAUUGUGUUUUUCUCGGUUAAGGAAUUAAGAAAUGUGAUAGUUUUACUUCUAAAAAUGUGUCUUUUUUUACUAGAAGCCAUCAUAGAUAUAUUUUCCCAUUUUGGUCUGUACCUUUAAAUGGUUCACUGAAAUCAGUGCACUACUGCAAUAAACCAAGUAAAAUAAAAAUAAAACAAUUUAGGUCACGUAAACUAGCAUGUCGAACAGGCCCAGUGGAGUCCACCAGAUUUUGAAAAAUUUGUAUAGAACUUUACAAUGUUAACAAUUCUAGAUGGUCACUGAAUGUGCUUGAACCUUAGAUAAGUUAUGCAAAAAAUUCUACCAAGAAACUUUAAUAAAACAACCUGAGUGCUCUGAGAAA
This is a messenger RNA of Protopterus annectens (West African lungfish), 2698 nucleotides long. RefSeq names its product phospholipid transfer protein (gene PLTP). The transcript has 16 exons. The record is from RefSeq and is a predicted model, not a curated record. Bases 597 to 2075 code for a protein of 492 amino acids. NCBI's taxonomy places the organism in Eukaryota, Metazoa, Chordata, Ceratodontiformes, Protopteridae. Gene Ontology annotation, molecular function: phosphatidylglycerol binding; ceramide transfer activity; phosphatidylcholine intramembrane carrier activity. Gene Ontology annotation, biological process: phospholipid transport; high-density lipoprotein particle remodeling; ceramide transport.